Molecule: messenger RNA, 1140 nt
Organism: Colletotrichum spaethianum
Lineage: Eukaryota; Fungi; Ascomycota; Sordariomycetes; Glomerellales; Glomerellaceae
Product: sugar transporter STL1
Exons: 2
Coding region: 1-1140 (379 amino acids)
Biological process (GO): carbohydrate transport; transmembrane transport
Cellular component (GO): membrane
Molecular function (GO): carbohydrate:proton symporter activity
Source: RefSeq, a predicted model, not a curated record
AUGGGGCUCGUCAUAAUCGGCGCCACGGUGCAAGCAACAGCAUACACUGUUCCUAACCUAUUAAACGGACGUAUCGUUACGGGUUUCGACUUUGGUAUGUCAUACAUCGGUGGCCCAGUUGCUUGGCGUCUUCCCCUCGCCUUCCAGAUCGGCUUCGCUCUCGUCGUGGUCAUCUUGGUGUUCGCUCCUCCUGAGUCCCCUCGAUGGCUGUUCAAGCAUGGUCGCGAGCAGGAAGCAAUUCAGGUCCUCUGUGACGUUUUUGACAAAGAUCCCACCGAUGAGUACAUCCGAACAGAAGUGCACGCAAUAGACUACGCCAUCGACCUGGAGGUUGCAGAAAAGAAGUCUUCCUCUUGGAUCAGUGUCUUCAAGACUGACCGCCUGAGGACCGGCCAUCGUAUUCUUUUGGCAUGGGGUGCACAGUUCAUGAACCAGAUUGGUAGAAUUAAACUAGUUGUCUACUACAUACCCUCGGUUCUAGUGCAGAACGUUGGUUUGACGGCACAGAUGGCCCAGAUCAUUAGAGAAUGCGUGCAGAUGAUGUUCAUGUUUGGUUCCAUACUGCCGGCUUUCGCGUUAGAUCGUAUGGGUCGCCGCAAAAUUAUGAUGUGGGGAAGUGCCGGGCUUGACGACUGCAUGCUCAUGAUCUCGAUUCUGUUCUCUCGAGUCGGGCUUGCAAACGGUCAAGUUUGUGCUUCAGCAUCAGUGGCAUUCUUCUUUCUCUACAACUUGAUUUUCGGUAUGGGCUUGAACUGCGUCCCAUGGGUCGUUGUACCGGAGAUUCUCCCGCUGCAGGCUCGAAACCAUGGUACUGCUGUGGGCAUCAGCUCCAACUGGUUGUGGAACUUCUUUGUCGUUAUGAUCACCCCAAUCAUUAUCAAUCGUCUGCAGUGGAAGGCGUAUCUUAUCUUCAUGGUCACCAACUUUGUUUUUGUGCCUGUCAUUUACUUCUUCUACCCCGAAACUAGCAAUUUUAGAUUAGAGGAGAUUGACGAGUUCUUUACGUCAGGCGGCAGCCCGGUUAAGAUUGCGAAGGAGUUGUCCAAGGCCAUGAAGAUUGGUGCGGAUAGGGCCGGUUGCGACCCAGAGAAGGUAUUGCACCCCUUGGACGAGGACAAAGUAGAGGUAGAGCAUAAUUAG